Messenger RNA from Onthophagus taurus, 1839 nucleotides. Its product is annotated as ralA-binding protein 1-like. Gene Ontology annotation, biological process: small GTPase-mediated signal transduction. The record is from RefSeq and is a predicted model, not a curated record. Lineage: Eukaryota; Metazoa; Arthropoda; Insecta; Coleoptera; Scarabaeidae. Gene Ontology annotation, molecular function: small GTPase binding; GTPase activator activity.
CUUUUUGACAGAGGAUUGUUUUCAACAUGACCUCUCCAACUGUUACAAAAAAACCGCAAUGAAAUCGUAUAAAAUUACUUUUAUUACUUUAUAUUUAAUAGAAGUGUUGUAAUUUCGCAAGGUGUAGUCUCGUAAUAAAAUAUUUCUUGCAACAAAAAUGGAUUUUGAAAGCCCUGAUAACAUGAAAGAUUACCCAGAUAGCGAUGGUGGUGAUAAGAUGACUAAAAAAGAAUUGUUAAUGGGUAAAAGAAAAGAUAAAAAGGAUAAAAAAGAUAAAGAACGCGGUUAUGCAGCUUUAGAGGGGGAAAGUUCAGCUGAUGAAAGCUCAUCAAGGAGUCCAUCAAAAUCUAAAAAAACAAAGCCUUUUAAAUUUUCUACCAAAUCAAAAGAUAAGCGGGAAAAAUCUUCUGAUAAAGAAAUUGUGGAAAAGAAAAAAGAUAAAGAGAAAAAAACGGAUAAAAAAGUUGAUAAAGACAAAAAAAGCGAGAAAAAAGAACGCAAAGUAAAACACUUAGAAGAGGGCGAUCUUUCAGAAAAACUUCCCAUUUUUGGCGCAAAACUAGAUGUGGCAAUUGAAAGAAGUCGGUGCCAUGAUGGAGUAGACAUUCCCCUUCCAGUUAGGAUUUGCAUAGAUCAUGUCCAAGCAAAUGGUCUUUACUUUGAAGGUGUUUACAAAGUAACUGGAACAAAAUCUAAAGUUUUGCAAUUAAGAAAAAUGUUUAACUGCCGCGAAGAAAUUGACUGCACAGAAUAUGAUAUUCCCACAGUUACAAGCCUUUUAAAACUUUAUUUGCGAGAUUUACCAGAACCGGUUCUAACAAGUGACCUUUUAAUUCGCUUUGAAGAAGCCGGAGCCAUCCUAAAUGUUACCACAAGAGAAAAACAUUUAAAAAUAUUAAUCGAAUCUCUACCCACCAGUAACAAAUUAUUACUAUCUUAUCUAUUAUUACAUUUCGAUAACGUUAUAUCAAAUGAAAAAGCAAAUAAAGUUAAUCUCCAAACUCUCAUCACAUCCCUUUCCCCCAUUUUACACUUAUCAAAUCGUUUAUUUACAGCUUUAUUAUAUCAUUGUCAAUCUUUAUUUCCAAACACUCAAAUAACGCGUUAUAUCCCCCCAUUAAAACCAAACGCACAACUCCCAAUUGAUCCUGAUUUAAUUGAAGAGGAGUUAAAAAAGCAAGAAUCUCUUUUAGCUCAAAUCCAUGCUGAGAUUCAAGAGGGAUUCAUCGCGCGACAUCGUGAAGAAUUAAUGUGGGAAGUACAAAGGAUAAUAACACAAUUAAAAAGAACGUAUAAAAACGUAAUGCAGAAAGAUAAAGAACACGAAAAAUCGAAAGGAUUUAAUGAAAUUGUUAAAAAUGGAGAAAUAACGCAAGAAAACGAACAAAGUGAAGGCGAGAGAAACGUUGAAGAACAAGAUUUAUCUUCAGAUAAUCAAGAUAACGUUGAUUCGGCGGUCGUUGAUGUCGUUCAAGAAAAAGCGAAAGAAGAAAGUGGCGUUGAGAAUCAAAUAGAAUUGUUGCAAGUAAAAAAUAAGCUCCUAUUAGAGUUAAAAAAUAAACUGCAGAGGUGUAUUGAUGAAGAAAAAGGUGAAAUUGGAUUGUUGAAACAAAAACUAACCGAAAACAAUGAUUACAGCAUGAUUAGUUAUAAUGGAUCUGGAAAUUUAGAGGAACUUAUGGAUUUACUUAGCAAGGAAAAUCAAAUAUUACAGAUUAAAAAAAUUAAUUUGGUGAGGCGAAUUAUGGAGCAACAGGAAAUUUGUGUUGAUUUAAAAGCUAAGUUAUGUAUAUCAAAUGUUUAAUUUAAAAAUGGGUUUCAAAUAAAUAUUAAAAACAG